Tilletiopsis washingtonensis is the source of this 3162-nucleotide messenger RNA. RefSeq names its product putative RNR1-ribonucleoside-diphosphate reductase large subunit. Gene Ontology annotation, biological process: DNA replication; deoxyribonucleotide biosynthetic process. Bases 172 to 2886 code for a protein of 904 amino acids. The record is from RefSeq and is a predicted model, not a curated record. Gene Ontology annotation, molecular function: ribonucleoside-diphosphate reductase activity, thioredoxin disulfide as acceptor; ATP binding. Lineage: Eukaryota; Fungi; Basidiomycota; Exobasidiomycetes; Entylomatales. Gene Ontology annotation, cellular component: ribonucleoside-diphosphate reductase complex. The transcript has 5 exons.
CUUGCAUCUUCACCUCGCUGCAUCUGCCCGGCCACACCGCCACCGCCUCUCUCGCUCGCCGUCGCCGUCGCUGCUGCGCACUCCCGCCUCGUCGUCCGCCGCGCGUCCCUGCGCCGACCACCCCCCAGCACACACCCGCACGCACACGAGCUUGGCUAGCAGCCGCCCACGAUGAUCUUCGUCUACAAGCGCGAUGGGCGCAAGGAGGGCGUCAAGUUCGACAAGGUCACCGCCCGCGUCUCGAAGCUCUGCUACGGCCUCGACAUGGCCUUUGUCGACCCCAUCGAGAUCACUCGCAAGGUCAUCGACGGCAUCUACUCGGGCGUGACGACCGUCGAGCUCGACAACCUCGCCGCCGAGACGGCCGCGUACAAGACGACGACGCACCCCGACUACGCCGUGCUCGCGGCGCGCAUUGCCAUCUCGAACCUGCACAAGGAGACGUCGAAGAGCUUCUCCAAGGUCAUCGAGAGCCUGUACACGUAUGUCAACCCGAAGAACAACAAGCUCAGCCCGAUGAUCAGCGAGGGCACGUACAAGUCGAUCAUGAAGAACCGCGACGUGCUCGACUCGGCGAUCAUCUACGAGCGCGACUUCCACUACAACUUCUUCGGCUUCAAGACGCUCGAGCGCUCGUACCUGCUGCGCAUCAACGGCAAGGUCGCCGAGCGCCCGCAGCACAUGAUCAUGCGCGUCGCCGUCGGCAUCCACGGCGACGACGUCGACGCCGUCAUCGAGACGUACAACCUCAUGUCCGAGAAGUUCUUCACGCACGCGUCGCCGACGCUCUUCAACGCCGGCACGCCGCACCCGCAGCUCUCGUCGUGCUUCCUCGUGACGAUGAAGGACGACAGCAUCGAGGGCAUCUACGACACGCUCAAGACGUGCGCCAUGAUCUCCAAGACGGCCGGCGGCAUCGGGCUCAACAUCCACAACAUCCGCGGCACGGGCAGCUACAUUGCCGGCACCAACGGCGUGUCGAACGGCAUCGUGCCGAUGCUGCGCGUCUUCAACAACACGGCGCGCUACGUCGACCAGGGCGGCAACAAGCGGCCGGGCGCGUUUGCCAUCUACAUUGAGCCGUGGCACUCGGAUGUCUUUGAGUUCCUCGACCUGCGCAAGAACCACGGCAAGGAGGAGGUGCGCGCGCGCGAGCUCUUCUACGCGCUCUGGAUCCCCGACCUCUUCAUGAAGCGCGUCGAGCAGAACGGCGACUGGUCGCUCAUGUGCCCCGCCGAGUGCCCCGGCCUCGCCGAGGUGUACGGCGACGAGUUUGAGGCGCUCUACGAGCGCUACGAGGCCGAGGGCAAGUGCAAGCGCACCAUCAAGGCGCAGAAGCUCUGGUACGCCAUCCUCGAGUCGCAGACCGAGACGGGCAACCCGUUCAUGCUCUACAAGGACGCCGCCAACAAGAAGUCGAACCAGAAGAACCUCGGCACGAUCAAGUGCUCGAACCUGUGCACCGAGAUCAUCGAGUACUCGGCGCCCGACGAGGUCGCCGUGUGCAACCUGGCCUCGAUUGCGCUCCCGUCCUUCAUCGACACGAGCACCAAGACGUACGACUUCAAGAAGCUGCACGCCGUCGCCAAGGUCAUCUGCGCGAACCUGAACCGCAUCAUCGACGUCAACUACUACCCCGUCGAGGAGGCGCGCCGCUCCAACAUGCGCCACCGCCCCAUCGGCAUCGGCAUCCAGGGCCUCGCCGACGCCUUUAUGAUCCUCGGCCACCCCUUCGACUCGCCCAAGGCGCGCCAGCUCAACAUCCAGAUCUUCGAGACGAUCUACCACGCGGCGCUCGAGCGCUCCUGCGAGCUCGCCGAGCGCGACGGCCACUACGAGACGUACCCGGGCUCGCCCGCCAGCAAGGGCAUCCUGCAGUACGACAUGUGGGACGGCGUCACGCCGUCGGACCUCUGGGACUGGGCCGCGCUCAAGGCCAAGAUCGCCAAGUACGGCCUGCGCAACUCGCUCCUCCUCGCGCCCAUGCCCACGGCGUCGACGUCGCAGAUCCUCGGCUUCAACGAGUGCUUCGAGCCGUACACGUCGAACAUCUACACGCGCCGCGUGCUCGCCGGCGAGUUCCAGGUGGUGAACCCGUGGCUGCUGCGCGAGCUCGUCGAGCAGGGCCUGUGGAACGAGGGCAUGAAGAACCGCAUCAUCGCCCACGGCGGCUCGAUCCAGAACGUGCCCGGCAUCCCCGACCGCAUCAAGGCGCUCUACAAGACCGUCUGGGAGAUCUCGCAGAAGGCCAUCAUCGACAUGGCCGCCGACCGCGGCGCGUUCAUCUGCCAGUCGCAGAGCCUCAACAUCCACCUGCAGGCGCCCACGUUCGGCCAGCUCACGAGCAUGCACUUCUACGGCUGGAAGCGCGGACUCAAGACGGGCACGUACUACCUGCGCACGCGCCCCGCCGCCAACGCCAUCCAGUUCACCGUGUCCGCCGAGGAGCAGGCCGCCGCCAAGGCAGCCAACGCUGCCGGCGCCAGUGCCAAGAAGAUCGCUGCGGCGCCGGCCCUCGCUCCCGUGCGCGCGUCGCCGGCCCUCGCUGCACCGCGCGCCGCGGGCCCGUCGCUCGGCGCGCUUGACGCCGCCGUCGGCGGCCUGCCCAUGAGCGCCGUGCCGUCGUCGUCGGUGAGCGUGUCGAGCUCCGACGGCGAGGUCGAGGCACCCGAGGCACGCGCACCGGCGCCGCUCGCCGCCAAGCCCGUCGCCCCGGCGCCCGUCGAGCCGGCCGCCGCACCCGCCGCUGCCGCCGCGGCCGAGGCACCCGUCGCCGACGAGGGCUUCGAGGCGGCCAAGGCUCGUGCGGCGCAGCGCGAGUACGAGGCCGAGAAGCUGGCGUGCUCGCUGGAGAACAAGGAGGCGUGCCUCAUGUGCUCCGGCUAGACGUCUCUCCCCUCCCGGCCCUGCUUCCCGUCUUCGCUCCGCCCUGCAUGCUCCCUGGUCCCGCCAUUGUACACUAUAUCCGCUUCGUGUCUCCUCCGUCCCCGCGCGCAUCGAUGCCCGUCGUCGCCCCACCCCUCCUGCUCUGCCUCCCGGUCUCUCACGUCGCGCGGCCCGAGCAGAGCGCCCGCCGCGCGCUUGCGUGCCCGCUCCGGCCUGCCCACCGCUCCCGUCUUAUGCUUUCUCUUAUGACGACAAUACAAUGUGCAUCGCAUCGUG